UCUUCAAUAGAGACAAUAUAUAUCGUUUCUUUUUAUCAUACGCUUCAUAUUUAGUGAACCAUGCCUCAAGCUAAUUUAAGGGAACAAACGCGAUCGUCAGCCGUCGAUUCAAACUCCGCCGCAAUUGGAGAGUCAGAUCAACAGCUUGGCGAAGCGCAAGGCAAUAGUGCCGUCGCAGGACAUUCACGAUCCGCGUCUGGUUCUCGUGUAGAAUGGGAUGCUAUAAUGGAAAUAGAAUUUUGCCGGGCCAUUAUGAAGAAUAGGCCAGUUGGUAUCCAUAGACAUUUUCGUAUGGUGAACAUACAUCGCGACUUUAACGCAAAUAGUCCAGUAAAAUGUUCAAUACCGGAACUAUGGGAACAAUUUAGUAAAUAUUAUAAUAUAGAAAAACUUGAAGAAUUAGAACGUGAAUUUGAUGAUGAAGGUGAUGAGGAUGGCCCACAUGCAGAAUUCACUCUACCUAUGGAAGAAUAUUAUAACCUCAUCGCUGAACAUCGAAAAGCUGGUUCUUCACGCGGUGCUUCACCCUCACCAGCACCUUCAAAAUCUCAAAAAGGAAAAAGAGAACCUUCUUCAACUCCAUCACAUACUGCUUCAAUUGAGACUUCACCUGAACCUGAAGAUACAAAGAAAAGCAGAAGAACGAGGAAUGCAAGAAAAUCAGAUGCUUCUGAAACCGUAAGAACACCUGCACCAGCAAAGCGCGGUAGGGCUAGAAAGACAUCAGAUGCUAUACCAACGUCAACUGGACCUUCCAAACGUGGUGGUCGCAGAAAGCAAAAGUAAUUUUUCCAAAAGUAUAUAUACAUUGCACAAACUAAAAUUUAUAGAUUAGGCAUAUAAGGGCUGGAUUUCUGAAAAUUGCCUAGUUUAAUUAAUAUAAUUAAUAUAUACGUAAUGUGCUAUGUAUGUGAUGUUGAUUGGUAUAUUUCAUAAAAUACAAUCUAUAUGUAUAUAAUAGUUAUUGGUUAGGGGGUAAAAUAUCGGUCACCCCGAAGGGGUGACACGAUAUUUUAUCCAACAUAACCAAUAACUAGAUUAUUGCGUCAGUCACGCAAGAUCAUGCUAUUAUUAUAGUAAGAGUAUAACUAAACUGCAAAUAUAUUUGAUAUUUAGCCAUCAACAAAAAAUAUCAGUCCGUCAAAAUCUGCAUGAUCCUAUUAGACUGACCAAUAAAAUAUAAUACAAGUUCUGAUAUAUAAAAUAUAAUCUAGAGGAUUUAAAUAUGACUAAUGAAAAUAAAGAUAUUAAAAUCUAAAAUUCGAGAA
Messenger RNA from Rhizophagus irregularis DAOM 181602=DAOM 197198, 1268 nucleotides. RefSeq lists its product as uncharacterized. Gene Ontology annotation, cellular component: nucleus; NuA4 histone acetyltransferase complex. Gene Ontology annotation, biological process: regulation of transcription by RNA polymerase II. Lineage: Eukaryota; Fungi; Glomeromycota; Glomeromycetes; Glomerales; Glomeraceae. The record is from RefSeq and is a predicted model, not a curated record.